Molecule: messenger RNA, 1191 nt
Organism: Camelina sativa (false flax)
Lineage: Eukaryota; Viridiplantae; Streptophyta; Magnoliopsida; Brassicales; Brassicaceae
Product: putative F-box protein At3g23950
Molecular function (GO): protein binding
Source: RefSeq, a predicted model, not a curated record
AUGGAUCUUCCAGACUCGGUGAUAGUGGUGGUACUUGUGAGAUUGCCUAUUAUGGACAUUGCGAGACUCAAAUUGGUGUGUAAAGGAUGGAAAUCUCUAUUGGAGUCUUCCUAUAUCCGUGAUCUCUACGAAAACAUAAACCAAAGGAAGUUUUCAUCUCCGUGGUCGAUCCUCUACAGAGACCUAUCUUCAAACACUGCUUUGGAAUUCUUCUGCGAGGAAUGGGGUUUUCGGGAGUCACUAGGUUCUUGCGUCUCACGUUUUCUGGACGAGAUAAAGGCAGCUAACAAAAAUACUCGAGUGCAUAUCUUGGCUAUCACGGACGGGUUGAUUUUGACAGAACUCGGACCUGAGACCUUUCGUGUGGCUGAUCCUGUGUUGAGAGAAUGGAUCAAAAUCCCUCAUCCUCCUCCAUAUUCUUCUCGUCAGGAUGAGUUCCAAGGCGCCGCAAUUGUAACAAACAUAAACAACGUGGGUUACAAGGUGGUCCGGUAUGGAGUCCCUGUCUUAGGGGUGAGAGUAAUGGAAAGAGAUAGGCUUUGCUUUCAGAUCUAUUCGUCUGAUUCGAAAAGCUGGACCUACCGCCACGUCCCAACCCAACGUCCCAUCUCCAGCAUCCUCCCAUCCAAUCCCAUUAAUAAAAAUGGUUAUCUUCAUUGGCUAUGCCGUGCAAGUCAAGUAAUCUUUGCUUAUGAUUUUUAUGGUCCUAGUGAGCUUUGUGUUGUCAUAGAUUUACCUCAGCGCUCAGCUAAGGGGACUCAGAAGCCCCUAUGGCAUGGUGACGAAGCCACUCUCACUAUCUCAUGUGGUUCGGUCAUGUAUAUGAACACUGAUACCGGGAAACCAACCCAGCAGCUUAAAAUUUGGAGACUCAAGAAGUAUACGAGUGGCUCAUCCUCCAAGGAAUCUUGGGAGUUUCUGUGGAACCUAAGGCCUGGCCUUGAACUCUGCCUCGGAUGUGUUCCAGUGGCAAUGCAUCCUUUUGAUAAAGAGAUCGUUUACCUCGUCACCUGCCAAACUAAUUUUUUCCAAACACAUGCACGUCUUGUUAUAGGUAAUCUCCGCACAAAAAAGUUCCAACUCCAAAAAGACUGGAAGCACAAGACCAUGGAAUUUGCAGACUAUGAACCUUGUUUCUUUCAUCAGUUCGUGCUUCCACAACGACUUGGCUCCAUUCCUUGUCCACCUUAA